Molecule: messenger RNA, 8275 nt
Organism: Cercocebus atys (sooty mangabey)
Lineage: Eukaryota; Metazoa; Chordata; Mammalia; Primates; Cercopithecidae
Exons: 1
Coding region: 7148-7708 (186 amino acids)
Source: RefSeq, a predicted model, not a curated record
GGUUUCCCCAUGUUGGUCAGGCUGGUCUCAAACUCCUGACUCCGGUGAUCCACUCUCUUCAUUUUCCCAAAGUGCUCAGCUUACAGGUGUGAGUCACCACACCCAGCCAUUCACUUAGUUUUUCAAGUUACAUCCAUUACAUAGGAUCAUGUAGGGUGGGGUCAGGUUAAAGAAGAGAGAUAGCCUCACCAUCAAAACGACAAUGACAUCUUGGUGUAUGUUCCAAGUUACAGAAUUUGAAAAGUUGCUAUUUCUUCUUCACUCCUCCUCAGCCACACUCAAAAUGCUGUCAUAAAUUCAUGCUGCUUUUUGAUGGUGGAAUCAAAAGCCUGUGUGUGUGUGUGUGUGUUUUCAGGCUGGUGUGCUAUUUAAUCCUUAUAAAACAAGAUUGUCUCAUGUUUUUAUUACUUAUUUUACUCAAAUUGUCAUUACAGAUACUUAUUAAGGAAACAUUUAGACCAAUCCUGGGGUGAUUAGAGAACAGGAUUGGCAUAAAGAAUGUAACUUUUACUCUGGUUGGCCUCUUACUACUAAAGGGUUUCAGUGAUUUGACAACUCCAGUAAUAUCUCUGUAUCUCACCAUCUGGCAGCAUUUCACAGUGCCUGUUUGAUGAGUAAGAGGUGCUACAAGAUCAUUACGAGGAAAUUUCAGCACCAACAAACAGUUUCAACAAUUGUUUAUGACCAUGGUAGUGCUGCAAACAGACACAUACACUGAAAUGCGUUGCUUUGUUUUAGAAACACAGGUACUUCCUGCUGUAGUUUUUAAUUGUUUCAGUAAUGCAUGUAUGUCUAGCUGCACUCUUUUUAAUUCAUUCAACAUCUAGCAUUUAGUGACCCUGUCUGAUCUGAACAAUGCUUCUCUUCCAGGGACUAAUACAAUUGUUUUAGAUUAUUGUUUCUUCCCUGCAGCUUCCAAAAUAAUCAAUAACAAAUUACCUAUUUCAUUUAGGAAACAGAUAUUUGCUCCCUUGGAAUCCAAAUUAUAUUUAGAUGUUUUUAUUUUUGCUGUAUUCCAUAAGAUCCCUGACCGAAUAGAUGGUCAGAGAAGGUUAUAACUUAUGUGGUUCUAACUCCCAUGUCUCCAGAGAAGAACAUUCUGCCAUCCUAAAUUCUGCAGCUAGUGAGACUGGCAGAUACUUAUUUUUAAUGCUAGAGACUCCUUUCUCCCACCUCGAAGAGUUGGCAGCUCUGGUUAGGGAAUGAUGCCAGAUCUAAGCAAAGUUGACUUAAAGUACAGGUAAUCUGGGAGACUAGUGGUGCUAUGAAUGCACACAGGACUCAACUCCCAGCUGGGUUCAGAUUAAAAGAGUCUGGCUGAGAUCCAGAUGAGAUGAAAUUUACUACUUCAUUUUGGGGAGUCUCGGCUUUCAUUAAUAUACAUCGGUAUAUCUUAUAGAAUUAAAAAUAUUUGAAGCAAGGAAUAAAAAUGAAAAAACAGUGUAUACUGAAGAAAAGCGUAUUCCUGUUCAUUUGGCAUAGAUCAAAUCAGUUGAACUCAGAACUAUAGAAUAAAAUUACAGAUACAGAUGUCAAGAAAGGAAUAUUUGGAGAAAAUAAAAAUGAAAGCAACAAUGAUAAAUUCUGAUACCAUUUGAUAACAUAUAUCAUUUCAUUUCAACAAAACAUACUUCUACAAUGCUAUAGUAACAGCAUUAAAUUAUGUGUUUUCAUUCAAAUGAAGUAAGAGAAGAUUCUUGAUGCUAUGAAUGCUAUCUUCUUAGAGGAAAUCAUAUCAAUAUUUUACCAUAAGCCCCAAUUGUUUAUGUCAUUAGAAUAUUAGGCUGUUUCCUCCUUGACUUCAUUAAGAUUAUUCGUCAUGUCAAGUUUUUGCUUUUCUAUACUAGGAAGUAUGCUGUUUUCCAAAGAGAAUGAAUGUAAGUAACAAAAUUUCAAAUCAUCCAGCUGCCUUAUUUUCCUAUCUGGAAGCACAGGCCACAACCCCAUUAGCAAGACAUAGUAACUAUAGCCUGAUAAAAUUAAUUCCCAAGAAUUACCUUAGAGUUUUAAUCUUUUCCAAAUGGAAGUCAACAAAAUACAACAGUCACAAUAAUAUUCAAUUGAUGAGCGCCAAUACUUUCCUAGCUCUCCAUGUUGUAGAGGGUGCCUUCAUAUAUUUUAUUAGCUUCUUUGGACUUCUCAAACAUUCCUUGAGAUAAGGAGAUAAAGCAUGAUUAAAACAUCUGUUUUCCAGAAGAGGAAUCUAUAUGCCCAAGGACACAUAGUUAACAUGUGACAAAAUCAUCCUCAGGUCUUUCAUUUCAAAUUCCUUGCUCUUUCAACUAUUUCUCAAGAUAAAUGCAAAAGAGAUUAUUUUUCUUUUGGUGUCAUAAGAGAGCCCUGGCCUGGCCUAGGAAUUGGGAGAACAUAGUCCUCAUGUGCCAGAUCAGUGAUUUGUAUAGGCUGUGUGACCUUGUGUUUCCCUACAUCAACUGUAAAAUGAAGGCUCUGAACUAGAUCAUUUUAAGUACUUACAGCUGUAAAAUCCAAUGACUCUAUUUAAAAUAAUGUAGGAAGCUUCAGAAAAAUUGCAUCUAUAAGAAAUUUUAUUGCUGAAAGUUUCCCAGAAUGUAUCCUGCAAACUACAGUGCCACAUGUGUUAAUAUAUAUUAUGGCAUAAAAGAAUCUGUGGGUAAUUGGUUUUGCGAAAUGCAGAGUAAAACAAAAUUAGGCAUAAUUUCUUUAUGGCAGGACUUCUCUAUGACUUCAGCAUUCCAACUGCAGAGUGAAACUAGAGAAAGAGCAUGGAGAGUGCACAGGUCCAGGUAGGGUCCAUGGACAUGAUCAUGGCAAUAAUGGUCCAGGAAAGUGUCUCUGAGAAAAGCCUCAUGUCCAAACUGUCAGCGAUGGUUCUCAAUGGGUAAAUCAUGGCAUCUCCUGAUAUCUCCUCUCUACCAAAUGGACCUUGAGGUGGCUACGGGCUGUAUAUUUAAAGACAUAUCUGGUGGAAUAAAAUUUAAAGAAGUUUCUUAAUAAAUAUAAUUGCAAACUAAACUUUUAGACUGCCUUAAUUCAUAAUCACCUCAACUGCCAAGAUUAUUUAGCAAUAUUGAAGAGAUCGUUUCAUUCUUCUUUACCUAUAGCAGUGCUGGAUAAAAGGAUUUCUGGAAUUUCUUAGAAUUUCAUAUUAAGAAUACCCGAGUAUCUUUGCCUUAGUAUGCUUGUUGAUGUUGAUAAUAUGAUACAAAACUAUUCGAGGAAGGUUCCCAAGAUUCAUGUUUCGAUUAAUCGCCACAACAUGUACAGCAGCGCUUGCCUUCAAGAUCAUUGGGGGUGUGCAGGGUUGUCAAAUUGGCACGCAGUGUCUACAAUCUGAUAAUUUUUUUCUUAUUACUGUUUUCAGGAUGAGAAUAUGAAGCUGAUCUGAAUGCUUUUGACAUCCAUAGGCCUUGCAAGAUAGUUCUACAAUAACCAUAACAGACAGGUUCUCUAUACACAUAAAUCAUAGGUAGUCCACAAGAAGGGGACUGUUACUUUCAGUUUGAAGAAAGAUUUCUCCUGUUUUAAAACAGUAUGACUAUGUGCCUGCAAGACUUACAAAACAUAUAUACAUGUGCAAAGGCUCCAUUCUUGAUAUAUAAUUUUAACAACUUUGUCUUAUUUGUUUGUUUAUUUUCAUGUUGGUGGUGAAUUACAUGAAAUUGACUUCCAUUUAUUUUUUCAGUAAACAGCUAGUUUUACAAACUACAUUUGCUCCCUGAGUUAGUUAUUCUUAUUUUUAUUUCAAAAACUGGGGUGGAGAAAGAAUUGGAAAGAAGACCUACUACCAUUCUUGAGAACUAUUACUAAUUUCGAGAUGCACAUCUCAAUUUACUCCAGAAGCAAUGGUUCAUCCAGAGGUACCUUGGAAUCAGUGAUACAUUUAAUUAGACCCUAUAUCUUUUUGAGAAAAGCAAGGCCUGAUAUGAAGGCUCAGUGUGUGUAUAUUUUUGUGGAAAACGGAAAGAAAUAGGAAAAGAAAUUUUCUUUGCUUUCAUAAAGUGAUGUUUAUAUGAAAUUAUAUUAGUUAAGUGCCUUAAUCACAAACAGAAAGGAUUGGAUGGCAAGUCAUCCACUUAUUCUCUGUGUUUUUGCGUUUUUAUAUUUCUUCUAAAAAUAUACAUAUUGCCUGAUUUCUCCCAGGUUGUGAGGCUGAAUAAGGCAGAUAGUUCCCCAGUUUCAUGAAACUUUCAAUGGAGUGUUUGUGUUUGGGAGGAUAGGAGGAGCAGGAAAUAAGAAGCAGAAAUAGCCUGUGGAGUGUUCCUGAGUGUUUGGCGGAGAAUAUUUAAAUGUCAUGCAAAAAGAAAAGUGACUUAAAUUUGUCCAGGGAAGCCUACUCUGAGGAGUGAAUUUUAUACUGAGAUGUAAUUGACAGAGCAAAACCAACCAUACCAGGAUUAGGAGAAGAGUUAACAGAAGAGUAGAGGUACCCAGGUAGGAGUGAGCCCACAGGUUAGGGGAACGGAGAGAAGGGAGCCCUGAGUCCUGAUCAUGCAGGAUAUUGUAAAGCCAAAGAGAUAAAUUUUACUUAAAUUCAGGUUACAAUGGAAAGCCACCAGCAUAUUUUAAGCAAGAUUAAAUGGCAUGCUUUCUUUGGUUUUGAAGAGAUAUUCUGGCUACUAUGUGCAGAAAGGAACCAUAGACAGAGGAAAGCAGCUCAGAGACUGGAGGUGGGCUUGUCUCAUUGACCAUGGCCAGAGGCUAACAAUUUGCAGCAGGAAGUGCUGGUGAGAAAAAAUUGAUGUAUUUUAGGCUUUGAUUCCAUGUUUUAAUAAUGAGGUGUGGGAAGGCAAAAUCAUUGCAUCUCACUCAAUUCAAAGAGAAGAGCCACCAGUCUGAGAGGGAAGGUGGGUGGGAAGUGGAGAGCUUAGAGAAGUGUCUGCAAGAUGAAGUAAGGAUGAAUGACAAGUCUUCUCAGCAAGCUGAAGCAGACUCAAUAGAUAAAAAUGGGCAUACGACUGCAAAGCAUGUUUAACUUCUUGUGCUAGACCCAUAAAUGAUUUAGACAGAUUUUUUUUUCAGAAAUUAAAAAAAGAUCAGUCAAAGCAAUUAAGAAAAUGUAGGGACUGUGCUUUUAUUCAUUUCCACUUUGAACGCAGUGCUAUGUUUGAAACUAGGAAGGAUAUGAAAGGUUGUUUUGAGAGUGCUCCCACUCAAAGACCUGUGCAAGAUCAUCUCCAUCUCUGAGACCUAGCCCAGAGUGCUUACUAGUUAGAUCUCAUCUUUAUAUACUGAAUUCAUUAUUUUUAUCUUUCAAAAUCAGAACAUUUUCAAAAGAAAAGUUAAGUAGGAAAACAGAGCAGAACAACAGAAACAUCUGAGGGUAAGAGGAUAGGCAUGUGGCCUGGGCAAGGAUCCCCGAGGGGGAAGAUGCCGAUGAAGAUCCUAUUAGUGUUCACUUAUCUUUCCUCAAAGGAAGACAAAAAAUAAAGACCAGAUGCCCUUUUCAUCCUAUCUUACAUUCAUUCCUCUUUCCCAUUGUCGAUCCUGUCAUAGGCAGAAGAUGGAAAGGGGAAGGCUUCAUUGCAAGGGCUGAUCAAAGAUAAAGUUAGAAGGUCAGAAGACAAGGCAAUGCAUGCAGCCUCUGUAGUGGGGAUGCGGAAUCACGAACACGGCUUGGGCGUUAGACUGUCUUCAGCUGGCUUCCCAAGAAAGCUGCUUAUUAGAUUUGUGACCAGGAUCAGGGGGAAAUCCCUGGAGCCUCAGUUUUCAUAUCUUCAUAAGGGGAAAUGAUAAUAAUAAAGAUGCCUGGAGGAUCAUUUGUGAAUACCUGUAAAAUGCUUCCCACGGGGCCUGUGGCCAACCCACUUCACAAUUGUUCACUCAAUGUAAUGGACGUUGGCAUGUUGAAAUGUAGAUCACUCUUUUCUUCAAAGCCCUUUUGCUCUUUUAUAUGGUAAAGAGAUGCUGGGAUAUGAAAGAGAUUUGAAAUAACUAGUUCCCCAAGUUAGACUAGAAUGAACUGAAAUAGAGAGGGGGUAGAGAGGGAGGGAAGGAGAGAGAGAUUGAGAGAGAGAGAGAGAGAGAGAGAGAGAGAAACAGGAGGAGAGAGAAGAAAGGGGGAAGAGGAGAGGAGAGGAGAGGGAAGAAGAGAACAGGGCUAGAAUGGAAUGAGUUAGUCAGGAGCUAAUUAAUGACCAAAGAGGAAGAAAAGAAAGCAAUGCAAACAAAUGAAAAUGCAGCCAAGGCAGAAACACACUGGAUAGGAAUAUGCUUAACAGAGAAGUAUCUUGCUGCUGUGCAGGCUGCCUCAAUCUAAAAUAGCAUGAGUGCCUUCAUUCAUGGCCACGAUCACUGAAGCGGCUCUGAAGUGGCUUCGUACCUGUAAAAAUGGGCUUGUUUUGAUUUUUUGAACAUAUAGUUAAAAUUGUUGUCUUUAUUGUAAAGGUUCAUGUUUCAUUUAAUAGUCUACCAGAAGUAUGAGGACAUCAUAUAAAAACACUUAAAUUAGAAUGAAAUAGUAAUAAAAAUAAAAAUAAGAAUAGCCAUUUUAUUGAGAGUUUAGCUGAGUGGGGCACUGACUUCUUUCCCUCCAUUAUCUAAUGUUGAACUCCAGGCAGCAGGUUUUAUAUUUAUGUUCACUUUAGAAAUGAGGAAAUGGAUGUUUAAGAAGUUGAGUAACAUCCGAAAUAUCCCCCAGUUAUUAGCUGACUUCGGGACUCAGUCCUGGGUCUUCCUGACCCCAGACUUCAGUGUCCCUAACCACUAUGUUAGGAAGAAAAUAUAGGAGAUAGGGAUGAAUAAAUGUAAUCUUCCUCCACAGAUGGGUAAAAUCACAAGCUUGGGAGAACAGACACCAUAAUGUAGGAAUUCUUCCCUGGACAAGUUGAAAAUAAUUCUAUUUCAGUACAUUAAAAGGCUUCACUCUGUUAAGAUUUUGGAAAAGAAUAAGCGAAUUUGGUAGUGUAAUUAACAGGCGGGGUAGUACUGUCCCUUAUGGCUUGGCAAUGAGCAGGAGGGCAGUUCACAAUGGAGAGACGCAGACGCCUUUGGGGCGGUGCAGCUGUAGCGAAGUGCGCCUGGGACUGAGUGUGUCCCUGGGACUGCAUGUGCCCCGCACCGCCGCCUGCCCUGCGCCAGGAGAACCCAGAGGACGGAUGGGCCCAGACUGUCCUACCACCGUUUCAGCAGGCGCCGGUCUCUCCAGCAGCUCCUAAACAGCUUUUGUAUGUCCUUUAUCCAAAGUGUGUGGCUUAUAGUCAGGUUCUGUGCUUUUGAUGACAAUCCUUUUUUUCGGUCGGGAUCAUUUUCAUCUGUUGCCGCUUCUGUCCAACCUUUGCUCUUCCCCCUGAUCCUUCUCACCCUGUCCCUUCCUGUGCCUGUCUGCACACCGACGUCCUCGGUCCUCGGGCUCCCUCAUUCUCCGGGGUUCUUGGCUUGGUCUGACUGGGGACUUCUCACACCUAGCUUGUCGUGGCGCUCCAGGGCUAUUGCAUCUUGGUUAAAAGGCCUGUCUCUGCAGACUGAAGGUUUUCUGCGGUCAGGAUCAGGCCUGUUCGGUGUCUCCCUGACCGCCCUUGGAGUCUGCUCAAGGUAUAUUGGCUGGAAUGUUCUGAGAGACCGGCAGCCCAGGAGUGCUGAGUCGCUUAUGUGUCCGCUGUUUACACUGUGCAUGCGUGUGUGUGCAGGGAAACAGCCAGGCAGAUGCACAUGGUUAUUUAUAUCUUCAGAUUAUUUCUGUGAGGAAAAUUCUAUCCUGGUGAAAGAGCUUGCUGUUGAGAAACAGUAACUGUACCCAUGUAGACACCACAGUAUUCACUCAAUGUAUUUGACAGGCACACUCAUGUUGUCAGGGUAAAAGGAGGCAGCAGCCUCUUUGAAACGCAGGGACAGAGCAAGUGACAAGGAAAAAACACACAGCAGGUAUGUCCAAAUUGUUGUGCAACCAAUUUUCAGAACUCUUUGAUCUUGCAAAACUGAGACAGCCUAUUACACAGCAACUCCCUAUUCCCAGGUCUCCCCCAGCGCCUGACAGCCACCAUUCUACUUUCUUUCUCUAUGAAUUGCAUUACUCUGGAUACCUCUUCCAGUUUUUAUUACAGGCCUGCUUGAUGUUGUAAAGAAAUCAAAUGUUUGGCCCAGUAGCCAUCCUCCUCUCUGCUUGCUCCAUCAACUGAAAUUUAACUGGUAGCUUCAGUUCUAGAAGACAGAGCCCUGAGCGCUCCUGACUUGCACAUGCGCUUGUAUGUACACAAAAUGCCCUGCUCCCUAGUGUCUGCCUGCAAGAAUUCCUCCAUAUCCCUGCCCCAGGGCUUCCUGCUUUACUUUCUCUUCACAUCCCUUCCUGUAGACUCGU